AAGUUAACUCAGACUCAAACCCCGAAUUCCCGGAAGAAUGGGAAUUUUGCAUCGGGGAGGAAGCGUCCUCAGUCACAGUCUCAACGAAGGACGCCCCGAUCUGCUUCAGAUGCAGAGAGAGAGGACACCUGGGCACUGACCCAGCGUGCCCGACGUCCCCUGAACACUCCAAAGAGAAGAAACUGAGACAGAACAUGCUGGUAGAGGUCGAGGAAGCAAAGGGCAUAUGGUUCGUCAAUGACCAGGACUACAACGGAUGGGUCUUUGACGACACCAUCGACGACCCAAAAUGGGUUUGGACAUACAGCACAUACCCUGCAACUAAACAGCCAGACAUAUUCCCCCCCUCGGACAGCAGGUGGCAUGCAGUAGGAGCGAAGAAAGUAACAGGCAUACCAGGAAAGAUUCACAAGGACCAGAUUAUUGACCCGCGGGCGAUUAUGGAAGAGAAAAAACACGAAGAUUUGUUGUGGGACAUGGGGACGAUCAGAGCCAAGACAGCAGAAACGUGCCAGAACGCCAACCUGGACAACAGCACCUUGCUGCAGGAAGCGAAACAGACCCUCGAUCACCGACAUCCCAAACCUGAAACCCCCCCGGCACUCAAACGGAAAGCCUCUCCCUACACCAAAAGCUCCCAAGAGGACAGGGCAGGGAAGAAGAGGAGGGCAACGGAGGAGGGCGCAAGUAAGAUACUCAGAGCCGAGCACCCCCCCACCGACGAUACUCCCCCCGGGACAGAUCCGAACUCACCUGCGACAGCUGAAAUGGGCAUGGACAGCAACACAACCUCCAUUCCCUGGCUUGAAGAGUAUUUGCAGAGGGAAGAAUAUGAGAGGGAAAAGGAGUUUGAUAUCAGGCUGGCAUGCAUGAAACAUCUGGAAAACCAGUCAGCGGAAAAACAUCUGGCAAACCAGUCAGCCGAAAUGACAGGCAAACCAGUCAGCGGAAAAACAGUCGCCGGAAUUUCGCAGUCCAAGAACAUUUUCGACAUGCUAUGCAUGAACUCCGAACUCUCGGAAUUCAGCGCAUUCAGAUAUUUCGAAAAGAAGAGAGAACGUGAAUCUGCUGGUAAAGAAAGUGGCGCAGGCUUCGACCCCCAGACAUUUGCAGACUCGAUCCGAGACAUGGUUUCCAAGAACUGGAAGCCAUCGAAGGGAAGGGACAAGAGACCAAGGGGACCCCCCAAAGACGAAGCUGGAAGCAAGAACGAACAACGCAGACUCACACGGGAGAUUGCAACAGUGGCAGCGCAGACAAAGAGACUGUUCGACCAGAACCAGGACUACAAAAGGGAGCAAGGCGAGAAGUAUAUCACAGUCCGCAUGAUCGCAGAGAACAAGGCGCCCAGCGUCCCCAAAGCAGCAAGCACGGACAGGGGGACCACCAGGGCAGUAAGACCGCUGCUUCCAGUUCGGUAUAGAAGCAAACACAAUGAGUGGCAGGUGGCCACGGACGCAUCAUUCGCAAUCCCCACCCUCGAUGACGACAGAGCCUUGGCGAAGACCAUCAGGAACAAUGUCUCAGCGGAGACCCCGCUGGGCGUGUACGGGGUCCCACCACGAGAGCAGACGGCCGAAGGGAAGAUGCUGGAGGAACCGAUCUUCACCUCCUUCGACCCCAUCCUGGUCAAGCUCGAUGAGAGGGCAAAACUCAGCGGAGGCUUGACCUGGAGGGCAUGGGACACAAUCACAAUGCUGCCGUACAGCGUGCUGAACGGGAGGUUCAGCACGACCGACAUCAUGGCAGACUCGCUGGCAGACAUCAUCAGGACCCGCCUAUUGACCUCUAGGACCUCACUGCAGGACGAGGCAACCCCUAUCGACGUGGACAUGCGAAGGGAAGACUCCGACAUGGAGGACGAGAAGGACAGCGAGAGGGAUGAGGACGACAAAAUCUCCCCCAGGGGAGACGACGUUGUGCCGUCAGCGACGUCGGGGAGCAGCGCUGGCGAGUACGGCUUGAGCUCCUCAGCAGCAAGCGGAGACAGCAGGGACGCCGACACCGACAGCAGCAAGACCCAGGCAGCAGUGGACUGAAUCAACAGACCAUAAACAGAAAUAAAACCCUGCCCUAGAA
This is a messenger RNA of Chara braunii, 2079 nucleotides long. NCBI's taxonomy places the organism in Eukaryota, Viridiplantae, Streptophyta, Charophyceae, Charales, Characeae. The record is from the annotation of a GenBank genome assembly.